Messenger RNA from Paralichthys olivaceus (Japanese flounder), 6376 nucleotides. RefSeq names its product transmembrane protein 115 (gene tmem115). Lineage: Eukaryota; Metazoa; Chordata; Actinopteri; Pleuronectiformes; Paralichthyidae. Gene Ontology annotation, cellular component: Golgi apparatus; membrane. Gene Ontology annotation, biological process: retrograde vesicle-mediated transport, Golgi to endoplasmic reticulum. The record is from RefSeq and is a predicted model, not a curated record.
GUUACGUGCCCUGACGUAGUUCCUCGUUGAUGACGGUGGCAGACAGCCUCGGUGUGUGAGGAGGAGUUCCUGCUAACACAAGAUACAUUUUCCUACGAGCUGCUCAGGAAACACACAAGAGCAGGGAAAUAGACGAGUGACACCGAGGCAUUGUGGGAAACCUGUGAGCUGUACGUGAACUGACGCUGCCCCUCGAACGACUCUCACGGUUGUUUUGGAGGCCUGUUGCUAACUACGGGAAAUCCUCGGGCUAGCCCCGGUGGUCACUGGGCCGAAACAGGACGCGGAGGACCGGGAGCUGGAGCCCCGUGGGCUGGUUCAGUCGACGCUAGCUGCUCCAUCUUUACUGUCAAAACGUAGACGUAAGCUCCCCUGCUCCUCCGUGGUGGAUAUAAAUCAGCGUAACUCGAUACGAUGCCAGUUUGACAGCUAGCUAACAUUAGCUCUCCUGUGUUUACAAGCUAAAGCUCAUCUGGAGAAGUGGCCACUGAGGUGUUUUUGCUUCAGUCGGGGUUUCCAUGUUUGGCCUCUUUUCACCUGUCUGCUCGCUGGUGGUGAUUUGAGAACUUGUUGAGCUGCUGUGUCCUCGGACUGAAGGUCGCCAGCUCGAUCAGAAGGUUUCUUAGCUAAGGUUAUCACAUCCCCAGGCUUAUCUGCUGCAGCGCAAACUUUGUUGGCUGCUUGGAUUGUGAGGCUCAGUCGAGUUUCUUUGAUUCCGUGAAUGUUAGAUACAGAAAAUCAAAUGUAUUGUUAAGGUUUAAACACACGUAUCGAUAUCUAAUGCGAAGACGAACGUGUUUGGUCAGAAGGAGAACAAGUUUACUGAUUUGAUUAUUGGGACACAGCUGAACCACAGUAUCCCGGAUGAAGGCUCACAGAGAAGUGUGGGGUUUGAUGCUGUCAGGACUCCCAGGUGUCACCUGCUGUGCUCGGCAUUGUUAAUCUCACAGCACCAACAUCUGCUGCUUCAGAGGGAAUCCAUCUGCUGCUUGUGUCUCUGUCUUGAGCUCAACCAGACCACGAUGAAUCGCUACCUGCCGGUGGCCCGGCAGCACUUCCUGGCUGCUCUGGCCAGCACCAGUGUUGUGGUGAAGACCAUCAGUGCCGUGGUGGUGCUCCUCUACCUGCUGUCAUGGGCCGUCGACACUCCGUACACGCUGGGGGUGACCCCCGGGUACCUCUUUCCGCCCAACUUCUGGGUGUGGACACUGGUGACCCACGGGGUCGUGGAGCAGCACGUCUGGGGCGUGGCAGCCAAUGUGGGGACAGUUAUGGCCUGUGGCCGCCUCCUGGAGCCUCUGUGGGGCGCUCUGGAGCUCCUGAUCUUUUUUGCAGUGGUUAAUUUGUCUGCAGGCCUCCUGGCUGGGCUCUCCUACCUCCUCACCUAUGUGGCCACCUUUGACCUGGACUUCCUGUUUGCUGUGCGGGUCCAUGGAGCAGCUGGGUUCCUUGGAGGUGUCCUGGUGGCGUUGAAGCAGACCAUGGGGGACACCACGGUGCUCAGAGUGCCACAGGUGAGACUCAAAGCAGCACCAGCUUUGGUCCUCCUCCUCUUGGCCUUACUGCGCCUGUCUGGUCUUCUCUACAGCUCUGCCCCGCUGGCUGCGUACAGCUACGGUGCACUGUCUGGCUGGGUCUACCUGCGCUUCUACCAGAGGCACAGCCGGGGCCGCGGGGACAUGUCAGACCACUUCGCCUUUGCAAGUUUCUUCCCUGAGGCACUGCAGCCCGCUGUGGGGCUGCUGGCGGGGCUGGUCCACUCUGUUCUGGUGAAGAUGAAGGUGUGCAGAAAGAUGGUGAAGAGAUACGACGUGGGGGCGCCCUCCUCCAUCACUAUCAGCCUGCCAGGGACUGACCCACAGGAUGCAGAGAGGAGGAGACAACUGGCCCUCAAAGCUCUGAACGAGCGUCUAAAGCGUGUGGAGGACCAGUCUGCCUGGCCGAGCAUGGACGACGAGGAAGAUGACGAUGAGGACGAAGUCAGAACUGACACACAACCACUCCUCCCAGGUGGGCAAGACCCCUCCUCCUCCACACUGAGACCAGCAGGGGGACUCAUCGGCGCCUCCACCUCAUCAUCCUCAAUGUCGCAGAGCGGUGGAGCAGCAUCCACAGGCGGCACACAACACCCAGAGUCCAGCAUUAUCAGCUUCGAGGAUGCACCUUCUAGAUCGUAACAAACGGAACGUAUGUGUAUGGAUCCGCACGCUGUGUUCUGUGUCACUAGCAGGUACUAGCAUUCACUGUCUCUGGCUAGUAUACUGAUAUAUUUGGUGACAGUGAUUAGGCAUACACUCUGUAUCACACACACACACACACAAACACACAACAUCUUUGACGACCAUGCGCUCACACAAACACUGUCAAUGUCAUCGUGAAGCCCAGAGAGGUGGUAACUGUACAGUGCUUUCAGUUCAGCUGUUUGGUUGUUAACACUCAGUGUAUUUGGGCAAAUUGGACACUUUAUUCUUCUCAUCCUUUCUGCAUCAUCCAGAAAUUCUCUCUUGUCUGGACUUUAUCCCAACAGCAGAGCUCUGUCUGCUGCAAACUCCCUGUGUCUCUUUCUCUUGGUUCCUAAAUAAAUAACAAAAUGUUUGUACAAUAUUCUUUUUGUAAGUCAUUUUCAGAGCAGCCAUAAUUGGUCUCUGAUUGCCUGCUACAAGAAAGUCGUCAGCGACAGAGACUUGUGCCGAAUUUUUGAUUUUUGCUAAAAGGCCAACUCUUUUCACACACUGUUGUGAUAAGUGCUAAAAAAUGGCUGCACGAGACAUUAGCGUUUGUUUGUUUGGUUCCAAAUAUGAAACCAGAUGUGUAACAGAGGAGAAAGUGUGAAAAGCAUGUGCUUGCUCAGCACCAGCUGCUGUACCAGAGGAAAGAAGCUGCUGCAGGUCUGACCUGCUGAUGAACUUUGAUUACAAACCUCAAGAUUUGAAGAAGUGCCAGGGGAAAGAAUUUUUCAAACCAGGUUCAAUUGCUGCCUGGUGUCUCUCUGGAACAGCAGGCUGAGAAAUGGACUCUAUAUCAGUUUUCUUUUGGGUUUUUUAUUUGUUUUUAUGGCCCAGAUUGAUGCUCAGUGGAAGUCUUUCAAUGAAAGUUUGGUAUUUUUAUCUUUUUUUUUUCUCCAACAAAAUCAAAAGAAACUAUCAAACCUUGUUUCUGUGCAUUAACAAGACAUGUAAAUGGUGUUACUCUCACACAGACGAUGGGGAUGAUUUUGAUUCUUCUUGUUUUAUGAGUUCAUUAUUUUUGUAAGUUAAUUUCAGGCCUAACCCUGGAGCACCCUCCUGCAACCUUUUACACUUCCACAUCCCACGAUCAGAAAUGAGUAAUAGAUCUUGAGUUGUCUGAGUGGAUAUGAUUAAGAGAAGUGUACAGUGUCUGUCAUGGUUGUAUUGGUCAUUUGGCUCAAAUGCAGAGGAGGGAUCAUGGGAAGAUUAGAUAACAGCCUGUAUCCACAGUGUGCUGGUAUUUUUAAGGAUUUAAGUCACAAUGAUCAGAUUCACAGUUUGUAUUUGUAUCUGUGAUGUGUCAAGAGGAGAAAUGACUUUAUAGACAGAAGAUGCCUGUGUUGACCAGUAGUCGUUCUGGUUCAGGUCUCUCAAUCACAUCCUUUGCACUUGUACAUCUCUCAUUUCUAAAAUGACAGUGCUACACUGAAGGCGACGAUGAAUAAAUUCACUAUGGAGGUUGAGGGGCAGCUAAAUUGUUUAAUCUAAAAUGUUUCAUAAAUUCCAAACAGUCAAAAAGGUCAGUGACACAUUUUUUUUCUGAACUCAAUCACUGUACAUGUCUGGUUUUAUUACUGUCACAAAUCACAUUUUUUAAAUUCCAAUUUCCCUUAUGACCUUGUUGAUUAAAGUCAGCUGCAGCCAGUAAAUUAUUUUACACGUAGCAAUCCCGGUAAUGGGAAACUGAAGCAUUUAUUAACAUUGUGGUCACAAGGUUGAAAUAGAUUUUAUUGGAAUUCCCAAGUUGUCAGGAAAGUGAAUAUGCACCUCUGCUGCACAUAUUUCGUAUAUAACGUGAAAAAUCAACAAGCUCAACAAUUUCUUUUUUCUUUUUUUUUUAUAUUUCAGACUUAAAAUGCAGAUUCAUGUCACCAGGCCCGAGAAGCUAUUUGAAAUGUAGGAAUAACAUACAUACUGUUACACGUGAGAUGUAUAGUGGUUAUGUUUAUUUUACUAUUUAAUGUUAGUUUUGUGGAGAAUAAUCUUGGAGUGGCCUUACUGAUCACUUUAUUUCCCACCAAUUUAAAGAGUAUAAAUAUUGACGAACCAAAUCAAAUAUAAGACACAGCAGGUUAUUUGUGGUUAUUUAUGAUCGUCAUGCUGUCAUUUAUUUACCAGCAGUAUAAUCUUUAACAUGAGCAAAAUCUUCUCCUCCUGUCCUCUCUGCAGUAGUAGCCUGUGAUUUGCAAAAAACAAAAUGACAGAUCACCCUUGACAAGGUAGCACUAAAGAGAAAUCCCCUGCAUCCAGAACACUGUAGAACUAAAGACAGUGAAUGCAUUUAAUUUGUCCAGUUAGACUCAAUUCGAGGAGCAUGUUCCCAGAUGGACAUUUUCAAGUACUGGCAAUUCAGAUUAAAUGUGAAGAGUUUUGACUCUUGGAGUCCAAGCAAUGGAAGAGAGUUUCUUUUCACCUGAUGGGAUCAUGUUAUUGUUGGGAAGUGAUAAGCCAUAUUCGAGUGAUGAAACUCUGUGUGUUCUGUCCUGUGUUUCUCCUCUUUUCUCCUGCUCAUUCCACUGUGCUCUUACUAGUGGACGUUUACAUUGGAUGAGUGGGGCCAGUAAAUAUGAAUGAGUAUUAGUAUUGAUGAAUGGACGCAGGGAUGAGGGACGUGUUUUCGGACUAGCCCCAGCUUUAAUGUGGAGAAGGUUUGAUUACAGUCAUAUAUCUGAAAUCUCAAUCUGUUUUCACAGUAGACAUGAAGGAAGAGUGUCAACAACCCUCUAACAGUAACUACAUAAUGCAACAGUGCAGUCACACUUGCAGUCACACUCUGGUGAUGUUUUUUUAACUCAGCUGCUGGCAGAACUCUCACAUCACAUGAUAAACAUCUACAAUGCAGCGAAACCCAUUGAAACAUGGACGCAUGCAGAUUACUGUGUAGUUGAAACAUGGCCAUGUGAACAUUGAAGUUGGCAGUCUGAGGUUUCAGAUUGAGUCUGGCUAAUCUGACAUUCAGCCAAAUCCUCCACUAUCGGUUCUGUCAUCUUCAGUUUUUUUUUUCUCUCUAUUCUUGUUUGUUCUGGCUCUGAACGCCCUCUAAGAUAAGUUAGGAUUGCAAUCACAUUUGAAUCAUUGAGAUGUUUUGAUACCAAAAAACAUAAAAAAAACAUAUUUUGACAGCUGCAUGCUACCAGCACUGUAUGGAAGUGAUUAUUGCUGUUGUAUGGCGUGGCUCAGGUUGGACAUUGGAAAAAAAAUACAUGGAGAAAAUGUCGUAGAACUUCUUUAUUAUUUAGUUUGACAGUCAAAACUGAAAAGAAAAUCACAAAUAAAUAAAUCUAGGAAAUUACAACAGUUUCCUCCUUUUAAAAAGCUGGAAACUCAAUACAUGUCUCUAACCCUUCUUUACCUUUGGGACUUUUCAGCAUAAAAUAUUACAAAAUUUACAUUUUAUCUAGCCCUGGCUAAAGCUACCGGAAAUCACUUCCUCUCCGCUGCUCUAAAAACAUAACAGUUUGCCAGUGGCAGGACAGCUGCUGUUCCGGAGUGGUGAAGUAGAAGUAAUUAUUGAGAUAAGGAAAUUGCUGAUGUUUUAUCUGACUGAAACUAAUAUAGAUAUAAGACAUAGUAUUGGCAUUUCCAUCAGCACCGGAUGCAUUUCCCAUGCUAGCAUUGGUAUCGGAACAUUUCUGUUGAGUAAUGACACUGUACACUUGGUGUAGACAAAGUAUGAUGUCAGUGAUGUUGGCAGCAGUGGUCAUUACGCUGCAGUGGCCUAUCAGCAUGAGCCAAAAUCCUAUCAUUGCAAUUUAGUGACAGACACUGUUUUUCCCCCAUACAUUGGUGUCAUGUCUUAAAUGCAGAACAUUCUACUUUUUUUUUUUUUUUUUCUAGUCUAUUUGGUAAAAUAGCGGCUGUGGGGUAACACCAGCGUCAUGGUUUGUAGAUGAAAGCUGUGCUCCUGCCCUCAUUUUCUUCCUUUUCCUGUUUGCGAAACUGGACAUUCACAGCGUUUUUCUUUUUAAAAUAUUUUUCUGUACUUUUCCUCAUGUUCCUACUUUUGCACCAAACAGAUCUUGUUCACACUAAUGACAGUUUUGUUCUUUCUCUGUACUGUGGCUGUUCCACAGGCUCUAAGGUUUUAGUUUUAAGAUAUAUUUCUUUAUCUCUGUACGAAAUAAAAGACGAUUGUAUGAAAAUAAAAA